Seriola aureovittata is the source of this 3892-nucleotide messenger RNA. It is a transcript of the gene ndfip2, whose product is annotated as Nedd4 family interacting protein 2. Bases 218 to 988 code for a protein of 256 amino acids. Gene Ontology annotation, molecular function: WW domain binding. Lineage: Eukaryota; Metazoa; Chordata; Actinopteri; Carangiformes; Carangidae. The transcript is spliced from 8 exons. Gene Ontology annotation, cellular component: Golgi apparatus; endoplasmic reticulum; perinuclear region of cytoplasm. Gene Ontology annotation, biological process: ubiquitin-dependent protein catabolic process; vacuolar transport; metal ion transport. The record is from RefSeq and is a predicted model, not a curated record.
GCUUGACUCUGUUGAUCAACGUUUCACCAACAACGGUAUUUUUCUAAGCAGUUGCACUGUGGAUUGCAGCCAUUGCUUUCAUCGACUUGUAUCCUGAUAUUCAGCGUUGUUUGGGGGAAGUAUCUCCUGCCCGUAACACAAAAUUCGGGGGUAAACACAAGUCAGAUUUUCCUCUGGUUUUCUCGGCUGGCUUCCUCGCCAGCUGAUUCUCGUCGGGAUGGACCCAGCAAGCCGAUACCAAGUGUUGCACAAUGAGGAUGACUCUUCAGAAGCCUCCACCAGUGAGCAGCAGCCGUGCACCUCUGCAGCGGCUCAGGCCAGCACGUCCAGCCAGGACCACAGCCAGGCCCAGGCCAGCUCGGCCUGUGCCUCAUCAGCAGGGGAAUCAUCGGGAUCGAGGUCUCAGGGAGAAGCGGAGGCCCCUCCACCUCCAUACGCAUCCAUUGACCUUGGGGCAACUGCAGCUGCACCCGAAACUAGUUUCCAAGGUGACUUCCCAGUGCCCCCACCCUACAGCGUCGCCACGUCACUGCCCACAUAUGACGAAGCGGAGAAGGCCAAAGCUGCCGCCAUGGCUGCCUCCGCUGUGGAGGUGAUGCCACGGGAUGAUGAAUUCCCCCCCAGAGAUGAUUUCAGUGACGCCGAUCAGCUGCGAGUUGGGAACGAUGGGAUCUUCAUGCUGGCCUUUUUCAUGGCCUUCCUGUUCAACUGGAUCGGGUUCUGUUUGUCCUUCUGUUUGACCAACACCAUCGCAGGACGCUACGGAGCCAUCUGUGGCUUCGGCCUGUCCCUCAUCAAGUGGAUUCUCAUCGUCAGGUUCUCUGACUACUUCACUGGCUACUUCAAUGGUCAGUACUGGCUCUGGUGGAUCUUCCUGCUGCUCGGUCUCCUGCUCUUCUUCAGAGGUUUCGUUAACUAUCUAAAAGUCCGCAACAUGUCAGAGAACAUGGCCACCUCUCAUAGAACACGCCUCUUCUUCCUCUACUAAAAGGUCUCCACGCCAUCGCCAUUCCUUUUCAAUGUGAAGUUCCCUCCCUCCCCCUCGAAUGACCUGACUGAGGAGCCUUGCAGUGAAGAGAGGAGGCGGGGAAGGAAUGAAGGAAAGAAAGUAGGGAGAAAGUGUUACCAGUCUCAUUAAAAGCAUAACAAAGCUCACUCUGAAGUCACUACUUCUGAACCGAGGAGAAAACAACCCUCCAUCUUUGAUUUUCAUUUUCCUUUGAUUCAAAGCUCGAUGACGCCGAGCCAACGCGUGUGUCAUGUCUCUUAAGAGCAGCAGUGCGGUUGACAAACAUGACCUCAGCCGACACCUGGUAUAAAGACAGAAGAAGAAAUCGGAUUUUAAACUAACACUGAAUGAAAGCACAAUGAAUAAAUGUCUUAAAUGUUGGAAAUGUGUUCGCAUAAUCUUGGUAGUUGCAACAUUUGUUAAGUCAGCUCAUUUGACGACAUUGCUUUUUCUGUGUAAACGCAGUGACAGCAGUGUUACCAGCGUAUAACUGUGUCUAUAAAGUGACAUUUGCAAUUUCAAAACAGAAAAAGUGUAGGAGGUGGAAACCUAUUCUGAGACUUUGAUAUUCAGAUUUUCCCUCCAACUUUGCUUCGUUUGUCUCCGAAUUUUGCGACUGAGAUCAAGUAAGGAAUUCACCUACUGCAGUAAAAGACUUCUGCACAUUACAGCACAUCUGCAGCAGUUUUAAGUACUGGUUUUACCAUUCCACAUUUUUUAAUUUCAGGGUGUCUCGAAGAAGUCUUACUUUAACUGUGAUGUAGCAUUAUUACGGCCUGUUAAAUGAAAUGAAUAAGCAGAAGCCAAAAGUAACUCUCUGUCUUACUGUGAUGAAAAGUGGCUGACAAUAUAACACAGGGCAGAAAACAGAUUAGAAUUUGUUUCAUAAUCUCCAAUUUCUAAGUCUAAAUAAGCUCUGACCUUUGGACUUUGGCUGAACUUACUGAAACAGGAAACAAUAUGUUGUUUUACAACAUAAGUUUGAAAUAAAAAACCAGAAGCUUUGUCUGAAGAAGCCAGUUUGUCAGUCAAAGAAAGUAAAUUGGAAAAAAAAAAAGACUGUAAACCUAAUGUGGAAUGUGCACAAAGAGAUUUCCAGGUCUUCUAAUGACAACUGUCACGCUGACCUGACCUAUGCAGUAGAAAUAUUUUUUCCAUCAUGACAUUUGUAGAGGAGGGCUACAUUUACCUCUGCACUGGUUGGCAUUCUCUCUGUUUGAAUCAAAGAAAAAUGAAAGGAAUGCUCCCAAAAUGCCUGCUUGACUGAAACCAAACCUCAAUCAUCUGUUCUUGACCGUAUUUUACAGCGUCGGCUAAAAAACUCCUUCACCGCAACCAAUCUCUUUUCUUCUCCACGCUGAUUGCCAAAUACGUCUGGCAAAACAGAAUCUGUAAGGCACCGAGGGCCACGGCUAAUCAGUGAAAGCUCCUUGGAUAAAUCAGUGUUUUUAGGCCACACAGGCUGCUCCGGUCGGAUCUGUGGAAAGUGGCCCAAAGGCAGGAGGACGGCCUCGUAUGCACCUCCUGCUUCACUGCUGUGGAAGUGGAAUAAGCAUUUUACAUCCAGCACAAUGCAGUAACUGUUAACGUGCCAGGCUUGAGUAAAAACUCUCUAGAGUAAAAGAGUCUUAUGCAAUUUAGUUGUUUGUAAUGGCCUACAAUAAUAUACAUGUGGCUGUAAAGUCCUGUGAUAAUGGAAUAGAUGUAGUUGAAUAGUUUAGUCUUCAGAGAUCUAAAGAGGACGUCAGGUUUGGUCCAGAGUGAAGUGGUUGUUAUUUUUAGGUAAAGCUGAGGUGCUGACUGAAGUUAAGUGUGUACCGUGCACACUCGCCAACAAAACGAUUUUAAUUACUAGUAAAUCAGAGGAAAUGCAGUGCAAUAAAACCAAUUAAUAACAUGACUGGUUGUGCAUGUGUUGCAUGAUGUAGAGAAAACCAGCACAUGGAUCUCUCUCUGGGAUUUCGACGUUUAUGAUAAGGUUAGAUUUGAAUUUUCUUCCUUUUUCUUUUCACGGAGUGAGAAGCUUUUGGUGAUGUAACAUAGCUCCUAAUGAGAAGGCGGCUUCUGUGUGGACAAAACAAACUUUUUAUUAUGUGAUGAACUGAGAACAAUAUCAAAGCAGGUGUUGCCAUUUCUGUGACUGUGUGUGUGUGUGUGUGUGUAACAGCGAUAAAGUCAGGGGAUGAUGUCCAGCGUGUACGUCAUGAAAAUGGAGCCUGACUGGACAAAGAAAAAGAACCUUGCUUUGUGAUUAUUUUUGCCAUCCAGAAAAUGAAAUGUAUAUACCAGCUUAUGCCAAUUCAUAAUAUUUGCACUUUGAAGAACUUCUGUACAGUAUGAUUUAUGAAUCUGCUUAACUUGAUGCGGGGGUAGAAAAAGAAAAAAAAAAAAGUUAUAUUAGCCAUCCAAGUUUUUCAACUGGAAUUCCUAAUCAUCCCAAAUGGAUUAUUUGCCUUUUGCACUUUUUAUUUUUUCAAAAAUGAUAAUAUUGUUAUUGUGUGUCUUGUUUCAUCGCUUUUAGCCUAAACUGUGACAGCUUGAGUAUUGCCAAACUUUUUCUUUCUUUUUCUUUUUUGAGACUCUGGUCAUAUCCCACUAAAAGCCUCUUUCAGCAAUAUCAAGAUCUUUCAAUGAAUUCAAGCUCUGCUGCAUGAUUUAUCCACCCGAACGCGUGGGUUACUAUUAGGAUUAAUCUACUGCAAAUACAUUUCUUUGUAAAUAAUUGAAGAAGAAAAAAAGAGAGACGGCAGCCAGGCAAUUCUUUUUGGUCAAAAAUAAUCCAUGUAACAGUUGUUAUGCAUUUAUUGUAAAUUGUAACUGGAAUUUAAUUGACAGACGUUGUCUUGCCAAAAUGCCAAUAAACUUCAAAAGCCUGCCAGUUAA